AUGAAUUGGAUUUCUUCAGGCAGAGUCAAGCCUCUUCCUCUAUCAUCACACUUCCGUCUCCGAUGCGCCAACACCACCAACUUCUCCAAUUCCCCCCAUACUACUACUAUUCGCUUGGCGGUUUCAACUCCCCGCCUUCCCCUCAAAUGUGCGUCCACAAACUUCUCCGAUUCUCAUCCUCCCGAUCCGAUUUCGAAUCACUCUUCUCACGAUACCACGACGCGGAAACAAACUAUUUUCGACAUCCUCAACAACUCAAACUCACUUCUGCCUCCUGCAGUCCUUGCCAGUACUCUGCUAGCUCUUAUCUACCCACCUUCUUUAACCUGGUUUACUACCAGAUACUAUGCACCCGCAUUAGGAUUUUUGAUGUUUGCAGUUGGGGUCAAUUCAAGUGAAAAAGACUUCCUUGAAGCAUUUAGUAGGCCUGCUGAAAUUGCCACGGGUUAUUUUGGCCAGUUUGUUGUGAAGCCUCUUCUUGGAUAUCUGUUUUAUAUUAUUGCACUAACUGUUUUUGGUCUACCAGCAGGAAUAGGUGCAGGGAUUGUAUUGGUGGGUUGUGUUAGUGGAGCUCAGCUUUCAAAUUAUGCAACUUUUCUAACAGACCCACAAAUGGCACCAUUAAGCAUAGUAAUGACAUCACUGUCAACUGCUUCCGCGGUUUUUGUCACACCACUCUUAUUGCUGUUGCUCAUUGGGAAGAGACUGCCUGUAGAUGUAAAAGGAAUGGUGUUUAGCAUUACACAGAUUGUGGUGGUACCUAUUGCUGUUGGUCUGCUUCUAAAUCGCUUCUUCCCUCGUAUUUGCAACGCUAUUCGACCAUUUUUGCCUCCACUGUCCGUGUUGGUGGCAGCUAUCUGUGCUGGAGCACCCCUCGCCCUUAACGUGGAGGUUAUUAAAUCUCCACUUGGAGUUUCUAUCUUGCUUCUUGUUGUUGCUUUCCAUUUGUCAGCUUUUAUAGCUGGUUAUGCACUAGGUGGUUCUAUCUUCCGUGAUUCUCCUGAAGUGAAGCCACUACAACGAACACUUUCGUUUGAGACAGGAAUGCAAAGUAGCCUCCUUGCUCUGGCUCUUGCUAAUAAGUUCUUCAAAGACCCGGUUGUGGGUAUGCCUCCAGCAAUUUCGACUGCAAUUAUGUCUUUGAUGGGAUUUGGUCUUGUCUUGAUCUGGGCCAAAAAAGGAAAGCAUGAGACGAAACACAGCACCUGA
Vicia faba (fava bean) is the source of this 1209-nucleotide messenger RNA. Lineage: Eukaryota; Viridiplantae; Streptophyta; Magnoliopsida; Fabales; Fabaceae. The record is from the annotation of a GenBank genome assembly.